Molecule: messenger RNA, 930 nt
Organism: Triticum turgidum subsp. durum (durum wheat)
Lineage: Eukaryota; Viridiplantae; Streptophyta; Magnoliopsida; Poales; Poaceae
Source: the annotation of a GenBank genome assembly
AUGGCGCUCGCCACCUCCCACCACCGCCACCUCGUCCGCCCCGCCGCCGCGGCCCCUCGCGUGCCGCUGCGUCCCCUCCGCUUCGCCGCCCCCCGAUCUCUCCCGAGGAUUUGUUGCCAAUCUAUCAACUCAGCUAACGUCUUGGGAGCUUCCUCAAUGACAGCUGACGACGCAGUUCCACAACCAGUUGUACUGAUAGACCAAGACUCAGACCGUGAUGCAACCAUUGUGCAGCUGAGUUUUGGAGAUCGUUUGGGGGCACUACUUGAUACGGUAUGCAUUUUAUUGUGCCGGGGAUGCCGUUUUUUUGGUCUGGCCUUGCUUAGAUAUGCUUUAAUGAUUUAUAAGUUACAGAUUUUCUGUAUCUAUAAAUUAUUGCGUCGUGGUGUUCACUGUUUGCAGAUGAAGGCACUCAAGGACCUGGGCCUUGAUGUGACGAAAGGAAGUGUGGCAACUGAUUCAUCUGUCACACAAACAAAGUUCCACAUCAUGCGAUUAGGGCGUAAGGUUGAGGACCCUGACAUGUUGGAAACAAUACGACUGACCAUCAUUAACAACCUUCUGCAGUAUCAUCCCGAAUCAAGCGAGAAGCUAGCUAUGGGUGAAUUUUUUGGAAUUAAAGCCCCUGAGAAGAAGGUUGAUGUUGACGUUGCAACACAUGUAAUUGUGCAAGAUGAUGGACCGAAAAGAAGCAUGCUUUACAUAGAGACAGCUGAUCGACCAGGCUUACUCUUGGAAGUAAUCAAGAUCAUUACUGACGUAAACGUUGAUGUGGGAUCAGCUGAGAUUGAUACUGAGGGCUUGGUUGCCAAGGACAAGUUUCAUGUGAGUUACAGAGGCGCAAAACUUAACAGCUCGUUAUCUCAGGUGCUGGUUAAUUGUUUGCGCUAUUACCUCCGGAGGCCCGAGACAGAUGAAGACAGCUAUUGA